AUGGCCUGCUCGCGUCCUUCGAUCUGUAGUCGAUUUGCGGGUCGUGGUGUAGAUCUGCGGGCUGUGAUGAAGUUCGUGUUCGAGAUGCAGAUCUUCGUUAAGACCCUCACUGGCAAGACCAUCACCCUUGAGGUUGAGUCCUCAGACACUAUUGACAAUGUCAAGGCUAAGAUCCAGGACAAGGAAGGCAUUCCUCCGGAUCAGCAGAGGCUGAUCUUUGCUGGCAAGCAGCUCGAGGAUGGCCGUACCCUAGCUGACUACAACAUCCAGAAGGAGUCCACCCUCCACCUGGUGCUCAGGCUCAGGGGAGGCAUGCAGAUCUUCGUCAAGACCCUCACUGGCAAGACUAUCACGCUUGAGGUCGAGUCUUCUGACACGAUCGACAACGUGAAGGCCAAGAUCCAGGACAAGGAGGGAAUCCCCCCGGACCAGCAGCGUCUCAUCUUCGCUGGCAAGCAGCUUGAGGAUGGCCGCACCCUCGCUGACUACAACAUCCAGAAGGAGUCGACUCUCCACCUUGUGCUCAGGCUCAGGGGUGGCAUGCAGAUCUUCGUCAAGACACUCACUGGCAAGACCAUCACCUUGGAGGUGGAGUCCUCGGACACCAUUGACAAUGUGAAGGCGAAGAUCCAGGACAAGGAGGGCAUCCCCGGACCAGCAGCGCCUCAUCUUCGCCGGCAAGCAGCUUGA
This is a messenger RNA of Miscanthus lutarioriparius, 690 nucleotides long. The record is from the annotation of a GenBank genome assembly. Lineage: Eukaryota; Viridiplantae; Streptophyta; Magnoliopsida; Poales; Poaceae.